Nematostella vectensis (starlet sea anemone) is the source of this 1738-nucleotide messenger RNA. RefSeq names its product carbohydrate sulfotransferase 1. The coding region runs from base 270 to 1598 and encodes 442 amino acids. Gene Ontology annotation, molecular function: N-acetylglucosamine 6-O-sulfotransferase activity. NCBI's taxonomy places the organism in Eukaryota, Metazoa, Cnidaria, Anthozoa, Actiniaria, Edwardsiidae. The record is from RefSeq and is a predicted model, not a curated record. The transcript has a single exon. Gene Ontology annotation, biological process: N-acetylglucosamine metabolic process; sulfur compound metabolic process.
CCUACGGCUCGGUCAUCUGCAGGUGGCUUUAUGCAAGAGCAAUUUGACAUUUCUCUUAUCUACUCGCCAUUUUUUAACAGUUUAUGAUUUGUGAAUCAAAACUACUUAUGAAGCAAAUAUGAGAAAGGGCAGAAAGCGUGAAGAAUACGUCGAUGGGCAGAGGGAUGUUCGUGAUGAAUGGGAGUUGAUUUGCUGUGGUUUCCGCUUGGUUGAGAGGUCAACGGCCAUGAAGAAUACGAAACUAUGAAACGAACCUUUUGUAUUGAAAGAUGCUGUAUUCUAAAAGCUAUAAGCAAUUCGACAGUUUUAAUAGCAAAGCACUUAGAAUAGCUAUUGUUUUAACCAUGUUUUUAUUAUCAGUAGUAAUAUUUAGCUACGGUGGGAGAAACAAGGAAGAUGGCUUUGUCCAUACAGCAAGACGUGUGUCCCCGAGAAGACGCUUCUGCAAGGGAUGCAAAAAAAGUCUAGAAACAUUACGAGUCAACGGAGUAAAUGGUUUAAAUUGUUCUGUAUUGCUGCAGAACAAAAUCGAGGAGUUAGAACGACGAUUGAAGCACUAUCAGAAACUCAACAAACUCACUGAAGCCGACUCUUUGGUGAACCAAUACGGAAACAAAGUAAGACAAAACAUUCUCCUUAUUUCUGGAGAGCAUUGCGGUAGCUCUCUACUUGGUGAAAUCUUCAAUCAACAUCCUCAAAUAUUCUAUACAUACGAGCCUGUGAAGUCCCUUAGUUAUUAUCGCGAAAACCGACCAGAGAGUGUCUAUGACACGAUGGUCACCCAUUUACUCAACGGCAUUUUCCAUUGCGACUUUAGAGAGUUGUCAUACUUUACAGACUUUAUAUCGCUCCAGUAUAGUUCCCUGUCUCAUAGACUUGCGAGCCGAGCGCUCUCGGCGCCUCCUCUUUGCCCCGAGUAUAACAACCUACAUUCGUUCUCGAUUCGCAUGUGUACUCGACUGCGCCCCGAGACUGUCACCGCCAUUUGCAACCUUCAUCGUCACACAGCGAUCAAGUCGCUUGACGUUGAGUUUAUUCACAAGCUUUCGUACCUAAUGGAUACUGUUGGUCCCGCGGACUAUGCUCUUAGAGUUGUCCAUUUGGUGAGAGACCCACGGGCGCUGAUCGACGCUAAAGUUAAACUCGAUAGCAAUGAGAACUUCACCAUGGCAACUCUGCGCACGCACACGCAGAAGCUCUGUAAAAAUUUACUACUAAACAUCAAAUACGCUGUAAGUGCACCACCUUGGCUCAAGGGUCGCUACACGUUGCUAAGAUACGAGGACCUCGCUACAAAGCCUCAGCAAAUAGCCGAACAAUUAUACCAGUUCGUCGGGAUCACGAUCGCGCCGCAGGUGCGACGGUAUAUCGAUCGCGCGUAUCGCGAACCGGUCGUGUCAUAUUCGGGUUCGUCCGCUCAGCCCGAGACUUCGUCUAGGAACUUGUCGGAGAGUGUAUAUAAGUGGAGGUUACGGAUGCCGUACUCUAUCGUACGGAUGGUGGAGACCGAGUGCUAUGAGGUGAUGAAUCUCUUGGGAUACAAGGUCGUGGACGACCUGGAGGAGUUGCGUACUGUCUCUAUUCCUCUUAUAGAUUAGUUAGCUUGUAUACAAAUUAUGAAACUCUUCGUGGACGACCUGGAGGAGUUGCGUACUGUCUAUAUUCCUCUUAUAGAUUAGUUAGGUUAUAUACAAAUUAUGAAACUCUCAACCAAUAAAAAACAAAAUAUAGUACUAUA